AUGUCAGCAGUUUCAGCUUCGAAAGCCAAGAGAGAGCAAAAGCGUUUGGAAAGAGAGUCAAAGAAGGCAGCCGAUGGAAAGAGUGUCAAAAAGACAAAGAAACAGGCAGAGAAGGACGCCGCUGAGGAGGAAGUAGAAGACACGUCGGCGCAGAUUGCCAAAUUAAAGUUGCAGACGGACGAACAUGGAUUGUCGGAUAGAGUCACCACCGGUGUCUUGGACUCGUUGCAGACCUCGAGAGAUAUCAAGAUCUCGUCCUUGUCGCUUUUGUUCCACGGAAAGGUCUUGAUCCAGGAUUCGACUUUGGAAUUGAAUUAUGGCCGUAGAUACGGUUUGCUUGGAGAGAAUGGCUGUGGGAAAUCGACUUUGUUGAAAUCGAUUGCAGCAAGAGAGUUGCCCAUUCCUGAACACAUUGAUGUCUACUUGUUGAACGAGCCAGCUGAGCCAACCGAUUUUUCAGCCUUGGAGUAUGUUGUCCGGGAAGCCGAGCACGAAAUGAAGAGGUUGGAAGAUUUGGUGGAGGAGUUGAUUGUCAAGGAAGGACCCGAGUGUCCGCAGUUGGAAGGAAUUUACGAAAAGAUUGAUGAGAUGGACCCUUCUACUUUUGAAUCGAGAGCCGCCAUCAUCUUGACCGGUUUGGGUUUCAACUCGGUCACCAUCAAGAAGAAAACAAGGGACAUGUCUGGUGGUUGGAGAAUGCGUGUUGCUUUGGCCAAGGCAUUGUUUGUCAAACCGACACUUUUAUUGUUGGAUGACCCAACUGCCCACUUGGACUUGGCCGCUUGUGUCUGGUUAGAAGAGUAUUUGAAAAGAUUUGAUCGAAUUUUAAUCUUGGUGUCACACUCGCAAGAUUUCCUCAAUGGUGUUUGUACCAAUAUGAUUGAUAUGAGAUUGAAAUUGCUCACCAUGUAUGGUGGUAACUACGACACCUAUAUCAAAACAAGAACGGAAUUGGAGACUAACCAGAUGAAACAAUACGCAAAACAACAGGAGGAAAUUGCCCACAUCAAAAAAUUCAUUGCAUCAGCUGGUACUUAUGCUAAUUUGGUCAAGCAAGCUAAAUCGAGACAAAAGAUCUUGGACAAGAUGGAGGCUGACGGUUUGAUUCAACCAGUUGUGCCAGACAAGGUCUUCACAUUCAAGUUCCCCGAGGUUGAAAAAUUGCCUCCACCAGUGUUGGCCUUUGACGACAUGUCAUUUUCCUACUCGGGCAAGGACGAGGACAAUUUAUAUGAACACUUGGAUAUCGGUAUCGAUAUGGACUCGAGAGUGGCUCUUGUUGGACCAAAUGGUGUUGGAAAAUCGACAUUGUUGAACUUGUUCCAAGGUAAGUUGACUCCACAAAAGGGAAGAGUCAUCAAACACACACACAUCAAGUUGGGUGUUUACUCCCAGCACUCUGCAGACCAGUUGGACUUGACCAUGACCCCAUUGGAAUUUGUCCGUACCAAGUUUGCCAGCAUCUCACAAGACUACCAAUACUGGAGAGGUCAAUUGGGCCGUUAUGGUUUGAGCGGUGAAGCACAAACUGCACAAAUGGCCACCUUGUCGGAAGGACAGAGAUCUCGUGUCGUGUUUGCCUUGUUGGCUUUGGAGAGCCCCAACUUGAUCUUGUUGGAUGAACCCACCAACGGUUUGGACUUGUCCACAAUUGACUCCUUGGCUGAAGCUAUCAAUGCCUUUAACGGUGGUGUCGUGGUGGUUUCGCACGAUUUCAGAUUGCUUGACAAGGUUGCCAAGGAUAUUUUCGUUAUUGAAAACAAAACGGCCACAAGAUGGAAUGGCUCCAUCUUGGACUACAAGAAAUCGUUGGCUGAUAAAGUUGUAUUAUAG
Molecule: messenger RNA, 1833 nt
Organism: Lodderomyces beijingensis
Lineage: Eukaryota; Fungi; Ascomycota; Pichiomycetes; Serinales; Debaryomycetaceae
Source: the annotation of a GenBank genome assembly